Molecule: messenger RNA, 1272 nt
Organism: Trichomonas vaginalis G3
Lineage: Eukaryota; Parabasalia; Trichomonadida; Trichomonadidae
Product: Ankyrin repeat family
Exons: 1
Coding region: 1-1272 (423 amino acids)
Molecular function (GO): protein binding
Source: RefSeq, a predicted model, not a curated record
AUGGAAGAUGAUUUUAUUGCGAAACAGAUUAAGCUUGAAGAUCAGAUUUUCAAUAUGGAUGAACAUAAUAUAGAUGAAAUACUUCAUUUUAUUAAGUCAAAUCCGCAAUUUCAUAAAGAAAACAUCAGAUUAAUUGUUGAAAAUUCCUCGAGAUAUAGAUUUGUUAAUAGAAGCCUUUAUAAUAAAUUUUCCGAGAUAGUUGGUGGAGAAAUUAAAUGUUUUAGUGACAAUAACUCUUUAUCAAAACUAUUUUUAGCAGAUAAUUUAUCAGAAUUAACAGCAAUGGAAGACCAAGAUCCAAAAAAUCUAAUAGACUUAGCAGCCAUAUAUGGAGCCGUUAAUUGUUUUAAGUAUCUCAAAAUGAAUAAUUGCCAAAUCCAAAUAUCUACCUUAAAAUGGUCAGUUUAUGGCGGAAACCAGGAAAUCAUUGAGAUGCUGCUUCAAGAAGGAUACUCUUUUGUUGAUUGUAUCGAGAGAGCUAUAGAAACCCACAGAAAUGACAUUUUAGACUAUUUUAUUUCCAUUUAUGAAAAACAAAAUUUCAAGAUUUCAGAUAAAUUUUGUAUUGAGCAUUAUAACACAUAUGCGAUGAUGAAAUAUGCAAAUAUAAGAGAUAUGCAUGCAUGUGAAACUGCAAUUAAAAUCACAAACUUCGCAAUUUCAAAUUAUUUAUUAAUAAAAUUUUAUUCUUUAUACAAAACUGAAUUGGAUAAUAUCUUAGCAAGAUGUGUAUAUUGGAAUUAUAGUUUUGGAUACAAGAUGAUUAUUGAAAAUGGUUAUAAAACUAAAAAUGCAGCUAUUUUUCAUUAUGCUUGCACAUCACCGGAAAAUACUGAAGAAUUAGUUAAGUACUUAAUUGAAAAAGGAUUUCCGAUUAAAAGUAACUCAAGAUCUGUUAUUUCUGGCUUUAUUCAAUGUUUAUGGAAUAAAAAGCUUAAAGAAGCUAAAGUUAUUUUGAAUUGCGUCGAAAACAUUAAACAGGUGCACAAUGAAUACGAAUAUCCAAUAAUAACUUAUCUUACUAAAUCAAUUGACAAUAUUGAACUAUUGCAAUUGAUGAUUGAGAAAGGUGCUGAUGUAAAUGAAACGCAAUUAGGAUCAUUUCCUCUUGUUAUUGCUGCUCAGGGCGGAAAAUAUCAAGUUGUAAAAAUUCUUCUUGAAAAUGGGGCAAAUCCUAAAACAAGAUAUAUGGGUAAAUCUAUUGAUCAAAUUACUUACAAUUAUGAAACAAAAAAGCUUAUUGAAAAAUACAUUAAAGAUGAAUCUGAAUAA